Myotis brandtii (Brandt's bat) is the source of this 1313-nucleotide messenger RNA. It is a transcript of the gene MECR, whose product is annotated as mitochondrial trans-2-enoyl-CoA reductase. The coding region runs from base 166 to 1107 and encodes 313 amino acids. Gene Ontology annotation, biological process: fatty acid metabolic process. The transcript has 11 exons. Gene Ontology annotation, molecular function: trans-2-enoyl-CoA reductase (NADPH) activity. NCBI's taxonomy places the organism in Eukaryota, Metazoa, Chordata, Mammalia, Chiroptera, Vespertilionidae. Gene Ontology annotation, cellular component: mitochondrion. The record is from RefSeq and is a predicted model, not a curated record.
GGUCCGGGCGCUGGUCUACGGCCACCACGGGCACCCGGCCAAGGUCGUCGAGCAUAAAAUCAGAAUAAUAGUAGAAAGCUGGCAUGGAAAGCACUUAGAAGAGUAACUCACUGACUGAAGAACCUGGAGCUAGCUGCUGUGGGCGGAUCAGACGUCCAUGUGAAGAUGCUGGCGGCCCCUAUCAAUCCAUCUGACAUAAAUAUGAUCCAAGGUAAUUACGGCCUCCUUCCCCAGCUGCCUGCUGUCGGAGGGAACGAAGGUGUCGGACAGGUGGUAGCAGUGGGCAGCAACGUGACUGGGGUGAAGCCAGGAGACUGGGUGAUUCCAGCAACUGCUGGUUUGGGAACCUGGCGGACCGAGGCCGUGUUCAGCGAGGAAGCACUGAUCGGAGUUCCAAGUGACAUCCCUCUUCAGAGCGCUGCCACCCUGGGUGUCAAUCCCUGCACAGCCUAUAGGAUGCUGAAGGACUUUGAGCAGCUGCAGCCAGGAGAUUCCGUCAUCCAGAAUGCAUCCAACAGUGGUGUGGGGCAAGCAGUCAUCCAGAUCGCCGCAGCCCUGGGCCUGAGGACCAUCAAUGUGGUCCGAGACAGACCUGACCUCCAGAAGCUGACCGACAGACUGAAGAACCUGGGGGCCGAGCAUGUGAUCACAGAAGAGGAGCUGAGGACACAUGAGAUGAAAAACGUCUUUAAGGACAUGCCUCAGCCACGGCUCGCUCUCAACUGUGUCGGCGGGAAAAGCUCCACAGAGCUGCUGCGGCACUUAGCACCUGGAGGAACCAUGGUGACCUAUGGAGGGAUGGCCAAGCAGCCUGUCAUCGCUUCUGUGAGCCAGCUCAUUUUUAAGGAUCUCAAACUUCGGGGCUUUUGGUUGUCCCAGUGGAAGAAGGACCAUAGUCCAGGCCCUGCUGCUGCUGCACCCCUGUCUGACUUCCUCCAACCUCCCACAGACCAGUUCAAGGAGCUGAUCCUCACUCUGUGCGAUCUCAUCCACCGAGGCCAGCUCGCGGCUCCCGCCUGCUCCGAGGUCCCACUGCAGGACUACCAGUGUGCCUUGGAAACCUCCAUGCAGCCCUUCUUGUCUACAAAACAGAUUCUCACCAUGUGAUAAUCCCAGAGGAGCCAGGGCGAAGUGGGAAGGGAUGUGGAUCAACAGGACUGGUUUGGGCCCCUUAGUGUGGGCCCUCAACCUUCCCGGCUGCCCCUCUCCUCACUGUCACUUCCCACUAGGAGAGCUGUGAAGCCAGCCAAGGCUUUCCCCAGGGCCGGCCUCGGGGUAUCUAAUAAAGUCUGAACUUCCUGAAAACAAACAAA